UAUGAUGAAAGAAGUUAUUUUGGUAUUUUUUUAGUUUCUUUGAUUUUAUUUAUUAAAUUAUUAAUAGUAAUCAUUCAGUAUAUACUUGCUUUAUAUCAUACCUCUGUUUUAAUGUAAUAUGCCAUAAAAUGCUUAAAGAAUUCAAGGGAAACAAAUUAAGCAAGUAAGUUGCAAACACCAAGAUAUUUUCUUCAAUUUCAAUAUAGAAAUUAUUCUUCAAAAUGGAUAAUGUUGUAUUCAUUGGCGACUGGGUUAAAGAUAGAUUACUGGGAUCAGGAAGCUUUGGAACAGUAGUAUUGUGGAAACAUCAAAAGACCGAUGAAAAACUUGCAAUCAAGACGUGUAAAUGGGGCGAUGAACUCAGCGCCAAACACAAAGAAAGAUGGUCCAAGGAAGUGGAAAUGUUGCAAAAUUGCAAAAAUCCUAACAUAGUAAGCACGAAAGAGUUACCACAUGAAUUUAUAGCGGGAUUGGAACCCAUAAAUCCCUCAAAAUUACCAAUUUUAUGUAUGGAGUAUUGUAGUGGGGGAUCUCUUCGACAACUACUUAAUAAACCCGAAUCUUGUGGUGGCUUAAAAGAAGAACAAGUCAGACAAAUAUUAAAUGAUAUUGGAAAUGCUAUGCAGUUUCUUCAUCAAAAUAAAAUUACACAUAGAGACAUUAAACCUGAAAAUAUUGUCAUGCAGUUCUUAGAUACAACUGGCACCUGUGAUAUUGGUGGUGGCCAAGGUCAAAGGAGUAUGAUAUAUAAACUCAUAGAUCUCGGUUAUGCCAAGGAAAUUGAUUCAAAGUCAGUAUGUGCAAGUUUUGUUGGGACCUUGCAGUAUUUAGCUCCUGAAAUACUGUACAGUAAGACAUAUAGUAAUUCUGUUGAUUUUUGGUCAUUUGGUCUUCUUGCUUUUGAAAUUAUAUGUGGCACAAGACCAUUUCUACCAUUCUUGGCACCAGUACAGUGGAUGCCACAUGUCAAAAAGAAAGCUCAUGAAACCAUUUGUGUAUAUGAGACUUUCCAUGGUGACAUUGAAUAUUCAGAUGAAAUUUUUCCAGAAAACUAUAUUUCUAAACCUUUCAAGUUAAUGAUUGAAGAAUGGUUGAGACUUGCUCUUGAGUGGGACCCAAAAUUAAGAGGAAGAGAUUCCCCUUCCAAGGUUACAUUUAACAUACCAUCUGAAGACAAGGAAGUAACAAGUAAAGUUGUACUAUUUAGUCUCCUUUCAGAUAUUUUAUCAAAGAAAAUUAUUAAAAUAUUUUCAGUUUUUACUUCAUCCCAAUAUGCAUAUGAAAUUAAUGAUGAAACUCUAUUGUCAACACUUAAAUUAUGGAUAGAAAAAGAUACACAUAUUUCAGUUCAGGAUCAAAUUAUCAUUUCUCAAACAACAUACACAGAAGUUGAUGAUAAUGAACUGGUUGUAAAACAUUGGAAUGCAAAUUGUAAUGUCAUGUUAUUUGUCUACCACAAAAUUCAUCUUAUUAAAGAAAAUAUUGAACCUAUUGUACCUAAAACAGUUCAACGAUGCCUAGAACAUCCUAAGGCUUUGUAUAAUUUUAAGAACAGUCAAAAUCUGUACAGAAAUGGAUUUUACUUUGUUUUAUCACAAAUGGAAUUUUAUGACUCCCUUGUUAAGGGGUUAUUCGCUAGAGCUGAGUCAUUAAAACAUGAAAAAACUCAAAUGCUUCUAAAACAUAAUACAGUUGACAAAGAUAUCCGUGAACUUCUUGCUACUAAAGAGGUAAUCACAAGUAUGUGUGAAACAGGUAAGAAACAAAUCAAUGAUUUAAAAGAAAAUUGCUUAGGAACAAAUCUCCUAGGAGGUUUUGAAAAACUAUUCAAUGAUGCAGAUGAUCUGAAUGAUAAAAUUAGUAAACUACAAACAGCAUGGUCACAACUUACUGUUAGACUACAGUCGGCUGCUAGGCGGAGUAAUGAAGUAUUAUCUGCAGAUCUCAACAAUUUUAUACAAAAGUAUAAUUUUCAAAAUAUAUUCAAGAAUGUUGCAAGUGUUUACAUAGCAUAUAAGAAAAGCGAAUCUUAUAAUGAAUGCAGAGUUAAAGAGAAACAAUGUCAUGAUAUUAUGAAAAUAUCUUAUGACUGCCUCAAGUUAAGGAGCAAAAUUCUUUUAGAAAUUCGAAACCAAGUAUUUAUGCUGAAACUAAUAGAUUUAAGCACUGAAUUCUAUAAAAUAGCAGAUGUAAUAACACAUGCUGCAAAUAAUACUGCCAAUUUAAUAAAAGAAUCUGCCGUAGUUGUUGAUGAAUUAAAUAAAUGUACAUGGUCUACUAUAAGUUUACUUAUCAGGGAUGCCCAUAAUUUAGUUGAUCUACCAUACAGUGUUGUGUCUUUUCAAAAAAGCAAUUUUAAGAUUGGUGAAGCUGUAUCUAAUCACUGCAUGAAGAUUAAUAAUAAAAUUGAGAAUGAUGAGAACCUGACAUCAUUAAUUGAAGAAAGUAUAAAGUUAAAACGAGAUCAUAAGAAGCUUACUGAAAAAAUUAGUGUUCAGAAGCAAUUAUUAGAUAAAACAAAUUUUGAUUAUAGUUUCCUAAAUUCAAAAGAAUGAAUUCUUCUAUGGCUGUCUUAUACAAAUCAAAUUAAAUGUGCCUUAGAAUAGAUAAUAAUAUUGUAUUAUAAUAUAUCUGUAUUGAAAAAAAUGUACAAUAAUCUUAAAAGUAUGUUUAUAUGUGUAAUUUCUAUUUUAUAUAUUUUUUGUAAUUUUGUGAUAAUACAUUUUUGUUUUAAAUUUACAAAUAUAUGUAGAUAAAAAUUGUUAGAUUUUGUAUUACAAAAUUAUUAACAUGUUUAAUAUGGUAGAAUAAUUAAUUGAAUAUGAAUUCCUAGUCUAAAAAUUUAAGCCAAACUUUGUA
Messenger RNA from Achroia grisella, 2859 nucleotides. It is a transcript of the gene IKKbeta, whose product is annotated as inhibitor of nuclear factor kappa-B kinase subunit beta. The coding region runs from base 222 to 2555 and encodes 777 amino acids. Gene Ontology annotation, biological process: positive regulation of transcription by RNA polymerase II; peptidyl-serine phosphorylation; tumor necrosis factor-mediated signaling pathway. Gene Ontology annotation, cellular component: cytoplasm; IkappaB kinase complex. Gene Ontology annotation, molecular function: ATP binding; IkappaB kinase activity. The transcript has a single exon. The record is from RefSeq and is a predicted model, not a curated record. Lineage: Eukaryota; Metazoa; Arthropoda; Insecta; Lepidoptera; Pyralidae.